Messenger RNA from Salvia hispanica, 702 nucleotides. The record is from RefSeq and is a predicted model, not a curated record. NCBI's taxonomy places the organism in Eukaryota, Viridiplantae, Streptophyta, Magnoliopsida, Lamiales, Lamiaceae.
AUGGCAUCUCAAACAUCAAUCAUUGAGUCUUUUAGUCACGACUUUCUUUCGAGUCACUCAUCAUCUUCAUACGUUCGUGUUGGCCGGCAAGAUUACCCCGUUACACUGGAGAGGGGUUGCUCGACGUCGGUGGACUUCAUGCCUUCUUCUCCCAGACAGCGUGUUCUGCGAUCACUCAUGGUCCUUUGGCAUCCCCCCGAUGCCCCAUGGGUGAAGCUGAAUACAGAUGGUGCCUUCUCAUCAGCAACUUUGGAGGCGGGAGAGGGAGGAUUGGUUCGUGGUACUGAUGGAGGACUUCUACGGGCCUUCUGUUCUCCGUUGGAUGCAUCUUCGAGCUUUAAGGCGGAGCUUAUGGCUCUCAUUCGAGGUUUGGAGAUGGCCAUGGAGUUUUCUACACACAUUUGGAUAGAACUUGAUUCAGCGGCUCUGGUUACUUUACUCACAUCUGGACAGCCUGGUUCUGCCGUUUUUAGACAUCAUAUGGCUUUGAUCCGGAGGAUGAAAUCUCAACGGCAGGUUCGAUUCUCACACAUCUACAGAGAAGGAAACCGUGCUGCCGACUUUCUUGCAAGUAGGGGGGUUCAGACUCCUACUAUGACAUAUUAUGAUUCUGUCUCUGCGCCUCGAUACCUGAAGGCGCUUGUUAGGAUGGACCAGCUGGGAUAUCCUAACUUCCGUUUCCGAUGCAGAGAUGUGGACUGA